This is a messenger RNA of Papilio machaon (common yellow swallowtail), 1352 nucleotides long. RefSeq lists its product as uncharacterized. The record is from RefSeq and is a predicted model, not a curated record. NCBI's taxonomy places the organism in Eukaryota, Metazoa, Arthropoda, Insecta, Lepidoptera, Papilionidae. The coding region runs from base 71 to 1333 and encodes 420 amino acids. The transcript has 2 exons.
UAAAACCCAAAAUAGAUUAUGUACAAAAAUAUUUGACUGUAUUUUUAUAACAAUUCAAAGUGAUAGUAAAAUGGUUUACAACUUCAAAGGAGAAAUAGAGGGCAUUAAUAAAAGUCAACUCGAAUUCAUAAGUGAAGUGCUAAAAAAACAGAAGUGUCAUGGAAUAGAAGUUUCAGUAGCCAACGUUGGAAAGAUAGGAGACAAUUAUGGUUCACAUAUCAAAAGAUUCAAAGCAGUUUUAAAAGAUGGUGAAGAAUUUCAAAUGAUAGCAAAAAUUGCACCUAAAACUAUGAUACUUAGAGAUGAUAAGAAUAUAAAUGAUAUAUUCAUGAACGAAAUUGUCAUAUUUAACGAAUUACUACCGAAAUUUAGAGGACUACAAAAAGAUUAUAAUAUACCAGAAGAAGAUAUAUAUAAAUAUCCCUUUUGUUAUGGAACUCUAGAAACAGCAGGAAAUGAAAUGAUUCUUCUAGAAGAUUUAAAUGUGUCCAGCUAUACGAUGUUAGACAAAACUAAGCCCUUAAAAAAUGAGUAUGUAAAAACUGUUCUUAAGAAUCUAGCAAAUUUUCAUUGUUUAUCCUAUGCUUUGAAGAAUAAGGAACCGCAAAUGUUUAACAAAUUUAUAGGAAGAUUAGUAAAUGCAACUCUUAAUUCAAAAUCUAUAAAUGAAACAGAAAAAUUAUUCGAGAAAACUUUAAACGAUUUACUAAAAAUAUUUGAUGAUAAUAAAUAUAGAUAUAUAAUAAACGACGUAAUGCAAAAUUUAAUCAAAUCUUGGAUACAAUUUAUAAUGAGUGAUUCAAGUUCAAAAUACAGUGUAAUCCAUCAUGGCGAUUUGUGGACUAACAAUAUUAUGUUCCAGAUACAGAAUAAUCGCCCACUUGGAUGUAUACUCAUAGAUUACCAGCUCUCUCGAGAUAGCCUUCCAGUUUCUGAUAUCCAUUACUUCAUAUUUAGUUGCACCGAUUAUGAAACUAGAUCCAAGCACUAUCAUGAAUGGAUAGAUUACUAUUAUUCGGAAUUAGACAAAUAUUUGAAUUAUUUCGAUCUUAAAGCGGAUUGUAUAUAUCCUAGAUAUAAUUUCAACGCUGAUUUGAAACUAUACGGCAAAUAUGGAUUGGGCAUUGCUUUCGUAAUGAUGAAUUUCUUGUUGGGACAAAAACAUGAAGCAAAUACAACAGAAGUUAUAUGUACAAACGGUGUACCAGAUAAUGUUAAAAAAGGAAAAUUUUUAAAUGAGAAUUUAAAAACAAUUAAAGAUCGUAUUGAAGGCCUUAUUAAAACCUCUUUAGAGUACGGAUAUAUAUCUUAUAACCUAGAAGCAAACAAUUAAAAAAGUAUAUCAAGAUUUC